Molecule: messenger RNA, 12113 nt
Organism: Hippoglossus stenolepis (Pacific halibut)
Lineage: Eukaryota; Metazoa; Chordata; Actinopteri; Pleuronectiformes; Pleuronectidae
Gene: c12h10orf71
Biological process (GO): positive regulation of calcineurin-NFAT signaling cascade
Cellular component (GO): Z disc
Source: RefSeq, a predicted model, not a curated record
CCUCCUCCUCCGCCGGUGGUAACAUUUCCCUGCAGCUUGCUGACAGUUAGCUGUGUAGCUGCUAAUGGCCGACAGCUUGCUGUCCAUAUUUAUAAAUAGUUGAAAGGCUGUUUGUUUCAUCCGUCAGACACUUGACACCAGAGGAUCUCGCAGACCCACAUGCUGCAGCCCAAGCCCUCUUUCCGUCCCCCCAUGAUGGACUCUGUGGGAAAAGUCCUCUAUUUCUGUCUGGUGUCCGGCUCCGAGUUCUGCUGCCUUCCUCUGGUCAGACGCUCCAAAACCUGACUGUGGACUAUCAAGAGUUUUUUUCUUCGGGUAGUUUUUUCCGUAGAAAGAGGCAGAGCUGCCAGUGAGGGCUCAUAUGAGGUGACAGGGGAGGAUCAGAUCUGCGAGGCCUUGGGAGACGGAGUCUUUUGAGGAGUUUAACCUGGAGUAGAUCUCAGAUUAUGGAUUAUAGAGCUGAAAGGAGAACAACAGGAUCUUUUGGACAGAGGCCAGCUAAAAGGCACGAUGACUUAGACGCGACUGGCUGAAGAAAAUCCAGGGGCCCUGAACUCUGGGUCCUGCAGCUCCACUGGCAGACAUAGCGUUUCAUUUUGAGGUCUGUGCUUGCAUGAAUGACUGAGCAAUUGAGGACACAGCUCUUUGUUUCCGAGCCAGCAUCAUGACCUCAGUUGAGAAGCGCCGCUCAGGCCGAAAGAGCGGCAGGCAUCGAAAGAACAGCGAUACUUCGAGCGGUGGGUCCUUCCUGGAUGAGACCGACCGCGAGGUCAGCAGUCUGACAGAUCGAGCAUUCAGGAGCCUCUGCAUUGGAGAUGAGGCUGUUUAUAACGACUCAGACCUCUGUCCCUCUUCCCCCUGCGGCCAGAGAGACAGACAGCUGGCCUUUAGUCAGGGCGGCCAAGACAGAAACAGAGAGGACAGAGAGAGAGAGGAACUUAAGAGAGCUGCCCAUGAGAGCUUCAGCGUCAGGGUGCAGCAGUACGGACAGGACUGGAUGCAUGGAGGAAUGUAUGGGGCUGAGAUCCAAAGAGAUCCGCAGUGGGAGGCUUACGGCGAAAGGACACAGGGGAGGGUUUCUGCCACAUUCCAGCAAUCCCUUGUGGAAACCUCCCAACAGGAAAAAUCUCUGAGGGAAGACCAGUUGUCAUUCUUCAGCAAUGGAGCCACAGAUUUAAGUUCGCAGCAACGCAGGAGCCGCUCCAGAGUUUCCUCCCUCAUCAGAGCUUUUAACUCUGACGGACAAAGGGAUGGAGCAGGGAUGGAUGGUAAACUCAGAGAGGGGAAUAAUGAGACAAGCUGGGACAACUCAGCCCUGAUGAAUAUCCAAAGAGAACUUUCUGAAUUCUCUUCAUCAUACCAGCAAAACUUUAACAGUGACCAUUUCCUGACAGGUGGUCCGUUCACGUCUCAAAACUCCGGAUUCUACUCCUCUGAAGUAGCAGCAGUGGCUCACACAAAUUCUGCAUCCACUUUCAUGAGCGCUUCCCACAGUAAACACAGCAUGUCCACGCAGGUCAACUGCAACUCUAACUUCUUUAUACACAGUGAGUUUAGUCCCUUCAAGGUAUGGAGGGAUCACAACAGGUUUCCUUUUCAACAAGGGGACGUCUCAGGGUUUAUGCACUGCUCUGAGUUCCCUAAAUGGUACGAGACACCAAUGUACAGGGAGCUUUCACAGGAGGCCCGGCCACAGGGGCCUUACAGGUUUGAGGAGAGGGGUAUUGGAAACCUGAGGAAUAACAUGGUGCCAAUGGUUCCUCCCACUUCUCAACGCUCCACAUCAACAUCUACAAUGCUGCAGAAAGCUUCGGCUGUGGAGAAACGCAGCGAGUCCGAGUUGGCAGGUCGUUAUCCCCACAGGAAGCGGUUGCAGAGUCUGGGAACUAACAAGCUUCCUCCCCAGCGCCCAUCAACUGCAUCACCUACUGUCGAGAUGUCUCGACGUGUGCGGGACACCAUCAGCUCCGUGAAAGCCUUGCAGCAAAAGAUCAAAAUGAUGGCCGAGCAAAACAUGGAAAUGGAGAUGAAAGCAAAUCAACAAGAAGCACUUUGUAGCAACGAUAAUUUAAUUCCUUUUGGCAACAGUGCAGUAACAGCGGCAGCAAAUGUUGUCAGAGGUAACACAACCCCACUCAACAUCAGUCAGCUUCUCACACCCUCAGUCCAAGCAAAUCAAGAAGCAGGGACAUCAGUGGUCCGAGAAGGUGCGGUUUCACCUCAGCUUGUGGAACAUGCUCCGGUGCGAGCUGAGAGCAGGGGAGCUACUCCUGACAUUAGGAUGACCAGCUACAAAUCUAGAGCCACAAGCCUCCUCUUCAAUCUCAAAGACAACAGGAAACGAGUAAAAAACACCUACAGCCCAACCAAAUUCAAACAGCCUUCUGUGCAGGAGCCGAGAGACACUGUGAUAGAUAUCCCAGAUUAUCCAGAUCCAGACAUUCAGUUUACACAGGUAGAAGAAUUCAGCAGGACAAGUGCUGCCUCACAUCAGUAUGCAAACCAGUAUCAAAACCCUGGAUUGUCGCUUGCAACACGAAACUCUCGUCCUAAAACAGCACCUGCAGGCCAAUAUUCAGAAUACACUUUAGGUGAUUACCAGACAGCUCAGAGGCAAAGUGAGAUGGUUCAUCAUCACUCCACGUCCACUGGCUUUACACCUGAAAACUACACAACCAAUCAGCUGGCUAAUGGACAGUAUCUCCAUGAAGACUUAAUGUCAUAUACUUCCUAUAAACAAAGCAUGAGAGAAAAUGCAGGAAUUCUGGUAGGGGAUGAACACAGGCUUAAACCAUCUUAUACAGAGGCACCAAGAAAUACUGUCAACAAUCAGACCAGAGAAUAUUUCAUAAGUAGGGCAAAUGCUGAGCAACAUUUUAAUGAAACACUGGGAAGGGAAUCCACCAAGGUGGAUAGAUAUCAGCAGCCGAAAGACAACAAACAUGAUUACAGUAAUGUGUCCACACAGGAUAGGUGGAGACAGACAAACAGCCAAGACACAGAAAGGCUCGGCCUGAGAGCAACUGUCUCUCCAUGGAAACAAGAGAUAACUGCUUUAACAGAAAAAGAGCAACAUGCACAGGCUUACCAAAGAGCAGCCCCGAAAAAGGAGGAACUAAAUUUACCCAGAGACAAAUACAGAGGACAUCAGCAAACUGUAAAUGCAGAACUUGAAACAAGAGAGUUGAGGCAUAUUUAUGGGGCAGGAUUGGUCAAUCCUAACAUUUCAAACCAACUACCCCAAAAUGCUCCAGAAAUCAGUAAUGCUAAUGUAGAAAAUCAAGAAUAUUACGGACAACAACAAGCUGGAACAAUUAAAGACAAAUAUGCACUUCAAAAGCGUCAUGGACACAAUGAAAUGAAAAAUGAUUUGACACAGAAUUAUGAUAGGUAUACUGAUCCAGAAAACCAAAAUCAACACAUAUUUAAUACUAGUAAAGACAAAACGAUGUGCACGCAGGAAACAGGUCCGAGAAAACAAUCUAUGCCGGUUCCAAAAGGACACGAAAUGCAAAGUCUCAAGCCACUACAAGCCACAACGACGAUUGGAGAUAAUGUGCACAAAAAUGCAUUAUCUAAUCCUGACAAUGCAGCUGAAUCCACCAUCGCAUUAAACCAGGUGAAGGAUAGACAGUUGGCUGAGGUCAAGGCUGGACAGGCCACAGCAGAAAACUCCAAAGUGGAGCUGGCAAAGGUUCAGCACCGGGCUCAAGUGGAGCCACCCAAAGCAGAGUCGGCCAGGUUAAAUUUAGCAGGUCAGACUGGUUCAGAGAAAGUCAAAGCACAACAGGCCAAAGCAGAACUGACAGAGCGCGAGAGACUCAAACCGGCUAAAACAGAGGAGAAGAAAAAAGGAGAACAGACAGAAAAACCGAGAGAAAAACAUCCAGAGCAUGCAAGGGAGGAGCAGACGAAGGCCAGAGAACAAAAGAUAACAGAAGAGCCAAGAAAUAAAAAAGAGGAAGCAGCGGCCAUGCACAUGAAAGAGGAGCAGGUCAAAGCUGAAAAAGCCCGAGCAGAAAGGCUAAAAGAAGAACACAUAAAAACUGAACUGGCACCGACAGAGCAAUUAAGAAUACAAAAAACGACACAGUUCAGAAUAGAGGAGGACGAACAGGUAAAAGCAGAACAAAUUGAAAGAGAGCGGAGAGAGACUGAACGAACCAGAACAGAAAAGAUUAAAGCAGAACAAGCUAAACAAGAGCAACAAGCUAAAACCGAACAGGAGAAACUGAAGGCAGUUGAGAUGGAAAAGUUCAAAGCAGACCACAUUAAAGUUAAGGAUGUCAAACAAGAGAAAUCGAAGAUAGAUUUGAUUAAAGCCCAUGUAAAUUCAGAAAAAACGAUCCCAGAGUUAAAUAAGGCCAAAGAGCAAACAAAAGUAAAGUUAGCUAAAGCAGAGCUAACGAAAACAGAGGAUCUGCAGGAAAGGUUAGUUAAACCUGGAGCAAAACUAGCAGCGAUACAAAAGGUCAAAAGUGAGCCGGAUAAAGUUGAACAAGUUAAGACAGAGUUAGCUAAAGCCAAAGCAGAACUUGCCAAAAUAAAAGAGAAAAUGAAAGGAGAAGUCAGAAAAACCAACAUCGUAAUGGAAAAUGACAUUGCAAAGAAAGAUGUUGAUUUAAACAUUAAUAUGAAUAAAAAUGAGGAUUAUAAAAACCAGGAUGGAGCAACACAAAUGCAUCAACUGAAUGAACACUCACUUGACAGAGGGGCUGAUGAUUUCAACAGUUUGAGAGGAAAAUAUGGUUUCACUAAUGCACUUUCAACAAACAGAAAAGAGGAGUUAACUGCAAAAAAUGAUUCUUCGAAUGAUGACAAAGAAACACCAACUAUAUCUCCUGCCACAGCUGAGACAGUGAAUAACAACAAAUCAAAUGACAAACAGAUUCCUCCAAGUGUAUUUGCAAAAGCUAACACAGAAAAUAAGGAGGAAAGCGAAAGCUUUAAAUCAAACGAAGAGACAGAGGGUCACUAUGUUUACAGUGAGUCAUCCAAAGAAUUCAAAUUAUCCAGUUCUGAUAAUCUACCCACCCAUGUAGAUAACGGAGCAAAUUGUGACACUGUUACUGAUAAAGUGAAGGAUGAAAGUGUUGAAAAGUUGGAAAAAUGUGAAGCUGCGAAACUCACUGAUGUAUCACAUCAAAGAGAUUCUGAUUUGACGAAACUCCUGCCUCUUGAACGAAAACCUAAGUCAGUUGAGCACAGUGCAGGUCCAGGUAAAGAUGUGCAUUUCACCCCUCCCAGAGCAUCGACACAUAAAGAGAGAGCACAGACCAAGCAGGAGAUUCUGACUUCCAGGAUAAAAGCUCACGCUGAAAAAGAGAUUUCAGCAAUAAAAGAAAAGGGUUUUGCUUUAAGAGAUGGGUUUAUAUCCAAAAACCCUACCAAGCUAUUAGCAGGUAGUCAGAGUCUUAACAUACGACAAAGGCUGCCAUCACAGGAAGUGUCUAAAAAGCAUGAAAACACUAUGUCCAGUAAUAUUACACCAAAGCACCAGAUGGAGCAAUCAGGAGUACAGACGGAGACAGUCAAGUCUGUGCCAACCCCCAGUUCUGCUACAAUACCAGUGAAGUCUGCAGUAACCACUGGUCAGUCGGUAGACCAUUUACAGAAGCAGGUUCCCAAAGUACCAGUGAAAAGCAAUGACAAUGUGCAAGAACCUACCAAAGAUGCAAGACCGACAGGAUGUGAUCCUAAAAACACAAACAGGGGCUUGAUAGAAAAACAGAAGAAAGAAAGUCAAUCUGGAGUUAAAUCACUUCUGCAAAGUAAAGAGCAGGCACCUGUGGACAACCGUGGAAAGCAGAAAUCCAAUCAUGGAACCAACCCCGGAAAACAGAAAGAUGGGGUUAAAGACAAUCUUGCCAUAAGCACCGACCAACAGAACAAGGAGGAAGAGGAUCUAUCAAAAGCUACAUCUCUGGUCAAAGCUGAAAGCUCAAAACCUAUGACAGCAGAAAAACCUGAGGGUAAACAUGAAGAACUUCAUAAGGACUCAGCACCUUCAAUAAAUCUUUUCUCUCAAGAUCAGAACAAGACCCCUGUGGCUGAUGACAGCUUGCAGAUCAUGGGAAUCAUGGUAAUUGUACGAGAAAGAAAGCCAUCCCAGAGUGAUAACACCAACCUGGAACAAAUAACUACAAAAGAGAAAGAACACAGUAAUUCAGAGUUAGAUAAAUGUCAUCCCAGCUCAAGUUUAGAAGUAAGUACAGGAAAAGAUUCUCCCAAGGAAAAUAGCAUAGCAAAGGAAAAAGACAGAGUUGCGCAGGAACUUCGUCCCACAGAGAAGGAAGAUCAAACUAAAGUUGGUGUGAUUAAUCAUUCUGAAAAUGUUUCUGAGAAUGUCACUGUGAAAAAGACUAAUCUUCAGAAGAGUACUUCUAUAGAUGCAAAACCUCAAAGGGAAAUGCGACUUCUAGAACCACUGGCUGAAAAAGGCGUGCCAUCCACAGUCACUGCACCUGCUAAAAAUAAAGUAUUGGCUGACACUCAACACCCUUCCGACAAGCAAGACAUGAAAGACAAGGAACAGAAUGACUACUCAAACAAAAUGCCCAAACAGAACCUGGCAAAGGACACGAGGAAAGAUGAAGUAAAGAAUAUUAUAGAAGAAACAAAUGAUCAAAAAACACCAACAGCACAUACCAAUGACAACUUCAAGGCUAAAGUGGAGAACACAGGAAUCAAGAAUGAUUCCAACAAAGCUGAUGCAGAAGCUCUUGUAAAACCUGAUGUCCAGCAGACAUCGACAGCAAAUGAUGGCGAGUGUGCACCCCUAAUGGAAGAAAAGAGAAAUGACCCAACGCCAAUGAAGCCAUUCAGCAAAACCACUCCAUCUCAGCAUUUACCUGAAAACCAAAACAACCCUGUAUCCCCAAGAUUAGAGACACACACUCAAGUGGAUGAUGUUGUGCAUAUAGACAGCAUUGCCAUCAGAGUUGUCCCAACGUGUGCAGUAACUAAGAAUGACAACCUGAAUACAGCAGGAAAGAAUGCUGCCACAGUUGUCCCAGCUGAUGUGGUUGUAGCUACUGAAGAUAAAGAAGUUGCAUCAUCAAGUUCCGAAGAAAAAGUGAACACUUCAACCAACAAAGAUAGAAUCAAAGACCUCACUGCAGAAGACAAAUUUGGAGUACAAUACGUGUUGUCCAGUGUGAAAAAACUGUCUGAUUCAUUGAAAAUCAGCAAACAACAGGACAGCAUCAAGCUAACCACUGAAAACACUCAAGCUGAAAGUCAAAGGUCUGAUGAAGUAAAGACUAGUAGGAAUUCAGUGGAUAAAUCAAAGGAACAAGCCAUGGAGGGAGACUACUUUCAAGUGCAAGGGGUAGCAGACACAAAUAAUGACCUACACAAUAGUGCCAAUGAUGGAGAGACGUUAGAUGGUGUUUCAAACGAAAGGAUACCUCCAGCGUCACUAAACAGGACUUCUGCCAACGAGGAAGUAAAAAAUGACGCUUUUUCUUUGAAUCAAAGUAAGAGGGAAACAAUGGAAUUGAGCACAGUAGGCGUCCAAAAUGUGAAUGUGGAAAAGAAAAACCGAGAAACAGAGACUUCAAAACAGAGCGAUGGUCCCACAGAGAGACAGGAAGUAGGUCAAGCUAAUCAUUUGAGAAAAUCCAGUUUGUCAGCAAGGGAGAGACAGAGCUCAAGAAAUUCAUACCUAACAAGGGACAAUGCUGUCAAGGAAAAACCCGAAGUUAAACCAAAACCAAAGGAAAGAGUAUCCACAAUACCUGAAAUAUCCGCACUUGCAGACUAUGCCAGACUAAAAGUAAUUGUUCCAGAGGAGCAGGAAAACACAAUUCAGGAAUUCCCACCCAACAAAAAGGAAGGAUUCUUCCCACUAAUACAGUCUCGUCAUAGCAGACGUCCAGUGUUCACUGAUGACCCAAAAGAUAUCGCUGUCAAAGAGAAACAUUUGCCAAAUAAGACAGAGAUGAGUGCCAAAGUGAACAGAGAACCCAAAGUAUUAGUAUUUCCCAUUACAGAGAAAGAACACCAAAGGACAGGGAUGUUCAAACUGGGAGAUAAAGACAAACAAGAGAAAAUGGUCUUAGAGCAAGUUGCUGGAAGUGAUACUCAAAGACUUAGUCAAAUAGCAAAGGGUUCCUCAGCAAGUCAAUCCUCCAUUGCAAACAACAACCUCAUCUUCUGCAGUCAACAGGCCAAGAAACACAUCAUUUUCAGAUGGAAAUUCACAACCCACCUUGGGGGAAUUUCACAACUUAGAGGAAAUCACAACUCCAAGAAAAGAGGAGAACAGAGAAGAGCUGCACAAGAGGAGCAGCAGAAGAGACCUGCACAAGAGGAGCAGCAGAGGAGAGCUGCACAAGAGGAGCAGCAGAAGAGACCUGCACAAGAGGAGCAGCAGAGGAGAGCUGCACAAGAGGAGAAGCAGAGGAAAGCUGCACAAGAGGAGCAGCGGAGGAAAGCUGCAAAAGAGGAGCAGCAGAGAAGAGCUGCACAAGAGGAACAGCAGUGGAAAGCUGCAAAAGAGGAGCAGCAGAGGAGAGCGGCUCUGAUUGAGGAGCAGCAAAGGAAAGCUGCACAAGAGGAGCAGCAGAGGAGAGCUGCACAAGAGGAACAGCAGAGAAAAGCUGCACAAGAAGAGAAGCAGAGGAAAGCUGCAAAAGAGGAGCAGCAGAGGAAAGCUGCACAAGAGGAACAGCAGAGGGAAGCUGCAAAAGAGGAGCAGCAGAGGAAAGCUGCACUAGAGGAACAGCAGUGGAAAGCUGCAAAAGAGGAGCAGCAGAGGAGAGCGGCUCUUAUUGAUGAGCAGCAAAGGAAAGCUGCACAAGAGGAGCAGCAGAGGAAAGCUGCACAAGAGGAGCAGCAGAGGAAAGCUGCACAAGAGGAGCAGCAGAGGAAAGCUGCACAAGAGGAACAACACUGGAAAGCUGCAAAAGAGGAGCAGCAGAGGAGAGCGGGUCUGAUUGAGGAGCAGCAAAGGAAAGCUGCACAAGAGGACCAGCAGAGGAAAGCUGCAGAAGAGGAGCAGCAGAGGAGAGCUGCACAAGAGGAGCAGCAAAGGAGAGCUGCUCUGAUUGAGGAGCAACCAAAGAGAUCUGCGAAAGAAGAGCAGCAGAGGAGUCCUGCAGAAGAGGAGCAGCAAAUAACUGCUGCUCUGAUUGAGGAGAAGCAAAGAAAAGCUGCACAAGAGGAGCAGCAAAGGAUAGCAAAACAGAGAGAGGAGAAGAGACUCGCUGAAAUUGAGCAGGAAAAGAGAAGAACACAGGGAGAGGAGGAGGACAGGAAAGCUGCUGAAAAAGAGAAAACAAUUAUGAAACUUAGAGAAGAAAAACACGCCAAAGAAGAAAGGACUAGAUCACUUGAGGAGAGCCAAGCAGAGGAGGGGAGGAGGAGAGCACAAGAACAGAUAGCUCAAAGAGAGAAUGAGAUCAUGGCUAAAAAGAGAGAAGAAGAAGAAAUGCUUGUGUCUCAGAGAGAAAGAGAGAGAGCUGCUCAGAUAGAGGAGCACAAAAGAGCAGCACAAAUGAUGGAUGCUCUCCAGUACUACGCCAUAUCCUCAACAGAACCAGAGCGGAAAUCCAAAGAAAGACAGGUACGCUCCCCUUUACCUUCCCAACAAAAACACCAUCCAUCAGUACGUGAGUCAACUGAGGACUCAGGAUACCACACUCGGUCUUACAGGCCACAUAGCUCUGCAUCUCCAGCUCCUUCUCUGCCCCGCUCCAACACCUCCUCUCCUGCUCUGGGAGGCAAGCCCUCGAUGUUCAGGGUGAAGGAUAACAAGAUCAGAAGUUCUCCUUUCACCAAGUCAGUCAAACCACGCUUCCAUAAGAACUUUGGAGAGGACCUCCGAGUGGGUUCCCCCAUGGAAAGGGUGUCAGAGAGAGAAGAGGAGCAGGAGAUAAUGAGACAUAGUGUUGGAGUUCCCGUCCGUCCUGACACAGGGUUAAACAGACAUGCUGUUAUCAAAGAAUCUUCAUCACAGGACUACUCUGCCCAUCUCCCACAACAUAGGCCAUUCUCCAGGAGGAGCAUUGUUCUGGAUGAAGAUGACUCCCGCUCUGUCAUGAGCAACAUGUCAGAGGAUGUGGAGAGUUUUGCUACCAGUGCUGCUGACCUUGCAGAUAUACGAGCCUUGUAUGACUUCGAUAGGCCGGAAUCAGCCUGUAGUUAUAGCAGUGAUGUGUCUCGUUCAAUGGGCAGGCCUCCAGUGGUUCCCCCAAAGAGUGACAAAGCCUUGCGCAGGGCACAAAGGUUAACUACUCGCAGGAUAAAGAAGGAGUCGUGCAAAGCAGUAGAAGACAGCCCUGCUGGAGUUGGAAAACCUCUUCAAGAAGUCCCUCAUCCUUCCUCCACUGAGGUACACUCCUCCAACAAACAUGCUGUGGCUUCCCCUCAUUUUUCCUCUCCCGUGUCCCUUGCUCAUGCUCCAGCAAUGGAGUCUGGCUUGCCUUCUUCCCACACAGAGCACACAUCAUCUCACCACUCUGUCCACACUUCCCCUAAUGCCUCUGGUCCCAUCUCCCUCCCAGUUGCCUUGCCUCAUGCUGCUGCCUCUGUUAUCCUCCCCGUUGCCUCACCUCAUGCUACUGGCCCUGUGUCCCACACUGCUGCUCCUAAAACAGUUUCUCAUGUUUCCUCUUCUCCCACUCUCCAUCAUGCCAACCAUCCAGCUCCAGUGACACAGUACCAUGUUGAGUCAAGCUAUCCCCAGUCCUACCCAUUGACCCAGCGCAAGGUGCUGCAAGACCUCGGCUCCGGUCAGUAUUUCGUAGUGGACGUACCUGUUCAAGUGAAAACAAAGACUUUUUUUGACCCACAGACGGGAAAGUAUGUUCAGCUGAAUGUGCGUGAAUCUGGCAAGAGCUCCUCCCGACCCCAGUCCCAGCAAAACUACUCUCAGCCCCAGCUGCAGAUCCAGACGAAGUCGCAACAACAGCCCAUCUCCCAGGCAUCUCCCACUGGCAAGCCCCUUAUGCAUUAUCAAGGCUACCAUGGGUAUUCCCAAGGUUACCAACCAGCAGCAGUCAACUCCAUGCCCCCCCACAGCUCAUCAGCCCCCAUGACUCACCAACAGAACCAACAGUCUGUCAGGGAGAACCACAGCUACGAAUAUCCAGCCCCUGAAAUGAAACAGUGCUCUGAAGAGCAUCGCUACAGCCCGGAGAAGACACCAUACAUGGACACAGUUAAUGAUACAGAGAAAACAUAUAACACAGUUUACAACACACAUGGCUCAUAUGAGGCGUUCCCAGAGUGUGACACAAACAGCCAGCUUGCAGGAAGCUCUGUUUGUGAAAAUGAAAACUCAGCCCACUCACGAUAUCAACCCAGAGAUAUAAUACCUAUCAGUGAACUGGAAGAUUUUAUGGAGGUGUCUGACUGGUGAGAACACAGACUGAUUAAUUAUGUACAAAUAAUGUAAAGCAAACAAGAAGCCAAAUAAAGUAUUUGAUCAUAUAAAGAUACGCAAAAGAAAUGAGUGAAUGGAUUGUUACAUGCAGUAUUUGAAGUGACUUUUUUCAAAUGAACGAAGUAACUGAGUGAUUAGCUUUUUUGAGAUGCUGUUAAAUUGCUGCUGCUGAUUCUAGAGAUUCAUUGUCAAGCUAUUUAUUGUUUUACAGAGAAGUUCACCAUUCCAUUAACAUGAACGUGAGAAGCUGAGAUAUGUGUAUACAGUGUGAUCAGUAUCACGGUGCCUCGUAAACCUAGAAGGAGGCUCUCAUACAUUAAACAGCAGAAGAAUGUCAACAGUGUUUAGUAUGUUGGAGAAAUGUUGGUCUCUGCUAUUAACACUGACCUAUUUAAGUUUUCCUUUUUUUUGUUGAAGAAAUUCUUCUUUUGGAAUUUUUGAUGCAUGAGAUAUAAAGAUCUGCAGAUGGUGUAAAGCAUCAUUUGUAUAUUCAACCCUGUUAUUAAGGUUUUGUUUCAUAUAGUAGUCCAUUUUGGAAAAUUGGAAGUUUGUAAGAAUGUUUCUGUGUUGAUGUGAAACAGAGUAGUGUGAAAUAGACUUGUUCAGCCAAUAAAAACACACUUAAUUCAAUCAAACAAUUGGUCAUCACAAUGACUGUCUAACAGAAUCUGCCAUGUAAAAGUUACAAAUAAACAAAAAGGUAAAAUAAAAGAUUAUUGUGGAA